Knipowitschia caucasica is the source of this 2589-nucleotide messenger RNA. The record is from the annotation of a GenBank genome assembly. Lineage: Eukaryota; Metazoa; Chordata; Actinopteri; Gobiiformes; Gobiidae.
AUGGCCCAGUGCAUGGACCAUAACCACCAGCAGACUCUGGUGGAGGCCCUGUCCCUGGAGCUGGAGGCCUCCAUGCAGUCCUCGGUGCUGAACGGGCUCCAGGAUGCGCUGUCGUCGGUGGGAGAGAGUCCAUCCUCCCCUCUCCCAGAAGCCACUGCAAAGUUGGGGGUGCCCUCUGGGAUUCCUGACUCGUCUGCCAUCGCGGGACAGGUGUUUCAGCUCAAGGUGCCUGUAGGACGAGACAACGGGAGCUGUCAUGCCCAUGUCACAGAGACGGGGAAACAGACACUACCCUCCUGGCUGCUGUGGGACCGUCAGCACUGCACUCUCCGCGGUUUGGCUCUGGAACAGGAUAAAGGCAUCUAUCACAUCUCUGUUUCUGAAAAGGCUUUCUCUGAUGAGUCUGGCUCUGAAGUUUCUCCAGAUACAGUGUUUUCUAUUGAAGUCCAUCCAGAGGAGCGGGCAGACAGCGAGCAGGGCCUCCUGACUGUCCAGAGCGACAUCAGUGGAGUUCAGCCAUUCGCCUGCGGCCCAGAGGAGCCCGUCACCGUCCUCACUGUCAUCCUUGACGCUGACCUGACCAAGAUGGCUGCCAAGCAGAGAGUCACAUUACUGGGUGUCAUGAAGAGAUUUUCCCAUGUUCCCAUUGAGCACAUGAGGGUAGUCCCUGUUGUCAACAACCGGCUUUUUGACAUGUCUGCUUUCAUGGCUGGACCAGGAAACGCAAAAAAGGUGGUGGAGAAUGGGGCUCUUGUGUCGUGGAAGCUCGGAUGUGCGUUAGACCAGAGCAGGAUUCCUGAUAUUAGUAGCGUACAGAAUUUGGCAAAGGACGGGACGAUGUCUACAAAACUUGGCUUCCCUGUUGUGGGUUGGCAUAUAGUCAACAAGAAACCGCAUAACAUCAAGAGAGUAAGGCGACAACUGUAUAAUACUCCAACCCCAGUUCCCUCAAUGUUACCACCAACCACUCUCCCCGAGCCGCCAGUUCGUCUCAUCCCAACCCCAACUUCACCUGCCAUUGCCUCUGCUACUGACUUGUCAGCUCCCCCUGUAAGAGGCCCUUUGCCCCUCCCAGUGAAGCCGACAAUGAGAGUCAGGGAUUCAAUUGCACACACACCAGUUUUUGGACCACCGCAACCCACCAGAGUCUUAGGAACUACAAGUACCAUUCCAAUCCAGCCCACCAUGACACGUCCUAUCAUUGUGGAGGCUACAGCUUCUCCAACUUUGCCGACCACAACAAAAAGACCCAAGACGGGAUCCACCAAAAAGCCCCCCAAGAAGCCAAAAACGUCUACACCUUCCCCGAGAGUGCCCAAGUCGACCACGCCCAAACCCUCAAAGCGGACCACGACUACAACUCAAUCGCCACCUCCAGAAAACACAAGUCCUGACAUCCGUAACCCCAUAGACCAGGUCAACGCAUGGGUCGGCACCUACUUUGAAGUCAAAAUUCCAACUGAUACGUUUUAUGAUAUUGAAGACGGCACGGCGGAUAAAUUGCGUCUGACUUUGAAGAAGACGCCAAAAGAAGGGGUGAGCGAGACCUCGUGGAUACAGUUCAACAGCACGAUCCAGCUGCUGUAUGGGCUCCCAGAGGCACAGCAUACAGGCAAGCAUGAGUAUUUCAUGUUGGCUACAGAUAAGGGAGGCAAGAGUAUUAUGGAUGCCUUUGAAGUACAGGUCAACAAGUGGGCAUCAAAUGACAAACCGUCCGCUGUAUUUUCCGCUCGGUUCCAUGGGGAUCCAGAAAGCCUCUCCAAUGACGUCCAUAAGAAGAUUUUAUUGACAAAAAAACUGGCGUACGCUCUCGGGGAUCGCAACAGCAGCACAGUGACGCUAAGAAACAUAACCCGUGGCUCGAUUGUGGUGGAGUGGACCAAUAACAGUCUUCAGCAGGGCUCUUGUCCGAAAGACCAAAUCACAGUUCUGAGCAACAGGAUCUCUGACCAUCAAGGCACUCCCAAGAUGGCGUUUAUCAAAGCCAUGGAGCCUGAGUUUAAACCUAUUAACAUCUCUGUGCGUGGGACCAAUAAAUGCCAGACCUUAUCAUUCAUUCCUCCUGCAGAAAUCCCCCUGCCUCCCGUGCCCACGGUCGCACCCACUCCGGGCACCGGGCGAGUGAGCAGUGGAGAUGACGUCUAUCUACAUACGGUCAUUCCUGCUGUUGUGGUCGCAGCGCUGCUUCUUAUAGCCGGGAUCAUUACCAUGGUCUGCUACAAAAAGAAGCGUAAGGGCAAAAUGACCAUAGAAGAGCAAGCCACCUUUAUUAAAAAAGGUGUUCCCAUCAUAUUUGCAGAUGAGUUGGAUGACUCGAAGUCGCCACCAUCUUCAAGUAUCCCGCUAAUCCUUCAGGAAGAGAAACCGCCGCUGCCCCCGCCUGAGUAUCCAAACUCGGCAGGGCCUCACAGCGCCUUCCUGAGCCAGGAGCUAGAUCUACUUGGGGAGUACUCCAUUUAUCAGGAUGAUGACCCUAAUGCACCUCCGUACCAACCUCCCCCUCCAUUCACAGUUCCCAUCGAGGGCAAAGGGUCUCGGCCAAAGAACAUGACCUCGUACAGGUCGCCUCCUCCCUAUGUGCCUCCCUAA